Thermochaetoides thermophila DSM 1495 is the source of this 459-nucleotide messenger RNA. RefSeq lists its product as uncharacterized. The transcript has a single exon. The coding region runs from base 1 to 459 and encodes 152 amino acids. Lineage: Eukaryota; Fungi; Ascomycota; Sordariomycetes; Sordariales; Chaetomiaceae. The record is from RefSeq and is a predicted model, not a curated record.
AUGGGGCGCGCCGGCGCAGAGUCGCGGGCAGUGGAAGCACACGCAGAAGCUCGCUCCCCGGACUUGCCGCACGAGUCAGACGGCACCACGAACGUGAUGGACUCGGGAAGGGGCGGUAGCCACCUGGUGGUUGUACAGGGUCGGAGAUACCGACGGCAGCGGCCGCGAUCCCGCGAAGUGACAGUGGUAUCGGUUGACGAGGACCAGAAUCUUGCUGUGGAGGCUUGGAUCACUCCCAGCGAGGCGUCGGUUAUCCAGCCAGAAGAGGCACUUACGACAAAGGAGAAGAAAAGGAAUGAGAUUCCCCCUGAGUAUCGAGGACACGCGGCAUUUUAUGCCAAGUAUUUGGAAGGACUACCAGAACAUGGACCGUUCAACCACGAAAUCAAACUUAAGGAGGCGCACAACUCAAGUUCUUCAAGGUGUAUCACACCAAUGCCCGAGAAAAUGAGGCGCUAA